AUGCAAAGAGAGCAGAAGCUAAAGUUGAGGGCUGAAGCGGGGUCCGUAGACGGGAUUUUGGGUGGAGAUGGAGCAGUGGCGUAUGCUGCCAAGCAUAGAGGCUACUCGAGCUCAGAGAAGGGCCCGGGAAGCUCAAACGAGCAGGGAAGAAGCUCGGAGGGCAGAGGCGAGAGCUCAAACCCGUCAACGUGCUAUUCUGGCAAUGUGGGCCAUUUGAAGGCAAAGUGCAGGUUGCGCGAUGCCGAGUGCCGCAAGUGCGGCAAGACGGGCCACACAGAGGCAGUGUGUAGGCAGAGUGCGCGCGCAAGUGGCCGCGCAGAAGAGAGAGAGUCUGCCGGGGAUGCAAACGGGGUAGCCUUUACGGCGUGGGGCGACGACGGGGAUGUGCGCAAAGGGGUGUGGAUUGUCGAUUCGGGCAGCACCCAGCAUGUCACGGCCGAUCGGAGCCAGUUCACGAGCUACAAAGAGCUUGUGCGUGAAGAGAAGAUUUUCGGGAUUUGUGUCAAGCGUGGAGGACUGUGGGAGAUUGAGACCGUGGGGAAGCAGAGGGCAUUCCUUGCGAGGGGUCCGGUCAAGGGGAACAGGGUGUGCGCUACGGCAAAGAGGCCGGUAAGAGCGGAAAGCGUGGUGAAAAAGACGGUGAAGGUCGUGGAGGUCGACCUAGACGAGUCGGACGACGAUAAUUGGGGCGUCGAACGAGAGUGGGAAACUUUUGUGGGGGCGGACGAAGGGCCGCGCACAGGUUCAAAAAUGGUCGGAAGAGGGGCGGAGUUUGAAGUGAUGCGCGAAGAGGUCGCGCACGCGCCCGCGACGGACCGCGGCCGCGUCGCGCGCACAGAUACAAAAGUGGGCCAAUGUGGGCCGAUUGUGGAAGUUGUGCGCGAACUUGUGGAGGAGUCCGAGGAGAGCGGAAAGGGCAAGGAGACCCUAGGGACGGCGGUAGAGAGUGAGCCCGGCGAUGUGGAACAGGUACAGGAGAAGCCUGUAGUGGAGUCCCAAGACUUGGGAAGAUAUCCCGCGAGAGUGCAACGGGAGCCCGCCGAGUGGUAUUGGGCAAAUGUGGGAGCAGCAACGGAAGCCGUGGGAGCCGAAGAGCCGGAGCACGGAGUGGAGAAGACGUCGCCGGAGAAAAGCGACGAUGGCGAGAGUGGAGGCGUGUGGAUGACGCUUAAGGCGAAGAAGACAGCCCGCAAGAGGAGCGUGACGAGUUAG
Molecule: messenger RNA, 1212 nt
Organism: Klebsormidium nitens
Lineage: Eukaryota; Viridiplantae; Streptophyta; Klebsormidiophyceae; Klebsormidiales; Klebsormidiaceae
Source: the annotation of a GenBank genome assembly